AUGACAACUCUAAAUAUCGUGGAAGCAACUAUUGAAGACCUCCAAACCGCACUGUCGCAAGGUGCAUUGACAAGCGUUGACCUUGUAGCUCUCUACUUACGACGUAUCUGCCGUUAUGAUCGCGCCCUCAACUCAACUCCAAUAUUGAAUAGCCAUGUCUUUGAGGAAGCUGCCGCAUCUGACGACUAUCGAGCUUCCGGCAAGCCGAUUCGCAAGCUGGAGGGCAUCCCGUAUACCGUCAAAGAUAGUUUCAAAGUCAAAGGCAUGACCGUGGCUUGUGCUUCUCCAGCCUUUAAGGAUCUUAUCGCUAUGGACGAUGCGUUUACUGUCAGCGUAAUUCGGAACCAGGGAGGCAUUCUAAUCGGGAAAACCAAUAUGCCACCAAUGGCAUGUGGUGGAAUGCAGAGAGGCAUCUACGGCCGGGCUGAAAGUCCAUAUAACAGCACCUACCUAGCCGCAGCUUUUGCAUCUGGCUCAUCAAAUGGCUCCGCCGUUUCAACAACAGCUUCUUUGGCAGCAUUUGGUCUAGGUGAAGAGACAGUAUCUUCGGGACGCUCGCCUGCUUCUAAUAACGGUCUGGUCGCCUAUACUCCAUCUCGAGGCUUAAUCUCCAUUCGGGGCAACUGGCCACUUUACCCCACUUGUGAUGUUGUAGUACCGCAUACACGGACUAUGAGAGAUAUGCUUGCAUUGCUUCAAGUGCUUCUUGUACAAGAUCCACUUACUAAAGGGGAUUUUUGGCGUGACCAACCCUUUGUGGAGUUGCCCAAGUCGUCGCUAUCGGCAGACAAGAUUCAGGAUAUUGGCAAUCAUACCACGCUUCAAGGUCUGCGAUUUGCCGUCCCGGCUAUGUAUAUCGGUGGUCCCGUCCCCCAAGGUGCCAAACCAGUUACCGUCAACCCAAGAGUGGUCCAAGUCUGGGAGGAAGCCAGAAGACAGCUCGAAAACCUAGGGGCGGAAAUCGUUGUUGUUGACGACUUUCCGGCUGUCACAGCUUAUGAGAACCCUAGUUUAUCACCACGAGGCACAAUUCAACUGCCCACGUCGUGGCAUCAGACCGAGAGAGGGCCGAUGGUCGCCCAUGGUUGGGACCAGUUUCUGCGUAACAAUGCCGAUCCCAAUUACCCCAGUCUGAAAGGCGUAGAAGGAACAAAUAUCUUCCCAAUGUCUAUGCGAACACCCGUCGAACUUGAACAUCUCCCGACGACAACAGCUAUUAAAUGGAGCCAACUUACAAACUACCUGGAGGAUACUACAAUGUAUCAAGUUGAAAAUCUGAAAGAUGCACUCAUUGCGCUUGAGGAUUUGCGCCGAAAGCUUUUGGACGACUACUUGGCAGAGGUUGAUUGCGACGGCUUUGUGUUCCCUGCGGCUGGCGAUGUCGGCGCUGCUGAUGCUGAUGUUAACCCCUCUAGUGCUUUGCAUGCGUGGAAGAACGGGGUUUACUACAGCAAUGGCAAUGGAGCCCUGCGGCACUUGGGAAUACCUACAGUUACGGUCCCUAUGGGCAUGGUCGCGGAUAAGCAAAUGCCUAUAGGCCUCACAUUUGCCGGCCGGGCAUAUGACGACGAAAGGCUCCUUGCAUGGGCAAAUGCAUUCGAGAUCAAGACAGGUUCAAGAACACCACCACCACUGACGCCCCCACUGCAAACAGACAUGAUCACUCUGAGGCAUAUCGACAGUAAUACUAGGAUAAGCCGGCCGUUGAUCAGGGUUGAUAAAUGUCGUGUCUACCCGCUCGACAACCGUGACAUAUCAGGCGUCAGUGUUGAGGGCGCUCUAAUAGUGGAAACGAAUCAUGCGCACAAAGUGACGAAACCAGAACCAGUCAUUGACAUAAUAGUUAAUGGUGAAGAUAUAUCGGCUGAUGAGAUAUUUGUUGCGGAUGCAGUGGACUGUAUGGAUCACCAUGUAGAGAUUCAUUUCCAGGCACGCGCCACGACGCCUAAACUAGCGAUCCAAGACAGGAGAGAGCAGACAAUGGAAGCUGUUGCGAGAGACAAAAUCAUGGUAGUAAUCAUUGCGCGAUCAGCGCCUGAUGGAUACCCUGCUGGCUGCCUCAAGUUAACUGGGAGUGAAUACAUGCGACCCCCAACUGCGUGUUUGAACUGUAGAAGUUCUAAGCGCAGAUGCGAUCGGGCAGACAGCUCAGCAGCAUGUUCCCAGUGUGUUCAGCGAAACUUGCAGUGUCCAACUACAAUCACCAGCCCCCAACUUCCAAGGGCAUCAGAAGUUCGAGAUCCUCCGCGCUCUAUUCAGUCGAUCCACGCACAAGACGAGAGGAUGUACUUAGUAAAUCUCUACUUUCGCUUCAUUCAUGAUUCCCCUCACAGCCUCUUCCAUGAGCCCACCUUCAAAGCCAGCGCAGCGGAAGGUACAGUGUCCAAACCUGUCCUUCUUGCUAUGCUAGGUUUGUCUGCAAGGUUUGCUACAGAGCCUGAUAUCGUUGCUCGUGGGCCAAUGUAUCGCGCUCAAGCUACUGCAGCAUUGAAGGAAGACUUGGAACAUAUCUGUAUUGAGAACAUCCAAGCCUGCAUUCUUGUCGGCAACAACUUCUUUGGUGAAGGUGACGCAGAUGCUGAGUCCUUAUAUUUUGGACUUGCAAGUCGAAUGACUCAAAUUCUGAAGCUCGGUGAGAUUAACGAGAGCGAUGACGGCGUUAUGCGAGAAGUAAAGAGACGCAUAUUCUGGACAUGCUUCAUUAUUGACACUUGGGCCAGUGGAGGUUCUAAUCUAUCGCCACAGUUCAGAUGGCGAACUAAACAACCUCGAGGGCCACUUGACGAGUAUAUGUUCUACAACAUGAGAUCAGGAGAUGACGACGUCGCAGACUCGGACUGGAAGCCUGGAUUAUGGGCUCACAUGGUCAGACUGGUUGGGUUAUACGCUCAAAUACAGAACCUCCAGCAAGAACUCGCGAAUGGAGUUGAGUGGAACGAGUCCUUUAUAGAUGAGUCGGUGCAAAGGCUGGAGGCUGAGCUCAGUGCUUUCGAAGAGGGUUUAGGCCCUGAAUUAAUGUUCUCAAGGGAAAACCUGGCUUCUUUCGUUGAACGUGGCUUGGGACGCGUCUUCAUAGCCUUUCAUCUGGGCUAUCACCACUACUAUACACUAUUGUUUUACCAAUACCUCGAUCAUCGCCGACCACCUACAAGAAACGGCCGCAAGUACGCUAGCUCCUGCAAAGCUCAUGCUGCGAUUGUGUGCGACGUCCUAAAGGCCUCGAGGGAGGUCCCUGGGGCUGAAGCACUCUACAACAUCGUGGGACAUGUGACGAUCGUGUCCUCGUCAGUGUUAUUGCAUACAUACCUGUUUGGAGAGUCUCAUGAGCUUGAGGAGUCAAGAGACCGGCUGAGUUCAAACCUCGAGUCGUUGGUACAACUGCGAAACUACUGGCCCAGCGUGGAGAUGAUGAUCAAACGAUUAGUUGUCUUUCAGAAGAAUUGCAUUCAAUCAAUGAAUGCAGAGUCUUACCGAUUCGACAGGUGGAUGGUCAAGUUUCUCAUUGCUCAUGCACUUGCUCUUGAAGACAAGGUGGAUGAUAGUUGGUCUGCUGCCAGCGUUGAUGCAGCAAACGGAGAUGCCCAUCUAGAACGAGGUCGUAUCACUCAAGCCAUGAUUAUGGAUAUCCAAAACUACGAUACGGAAACCUGAUGAGUUAUUCGACAAUGUAAAUGAUUGAAAUGUAAUUGAACCAUUUCUGGCGCAAGA
Messenger RNA from Fusarium oxysporum Fo47, 3708 nucleotides. RefSeq names its product amidase signature domain-containing protein. The coding region runs from base 1 to 3651 and encodes 1216 amino acids. Lineage: Eukaryota; Fungi; Ascomycota; Sordariomycetes; Hypocreales; Nectriaceae. The record is from RefSeq and is a predicted model, not a curated record. Gene Ontology annotation, molecular function: DNA binding; zinc ion binding; DNA-binding transcription factor activity, RNA polymerase II-specific. Gene Ontology annotation, biological process: DNA-templated transcription; regulation of DNA-templated transcription. The transcript is spliced from 6 exons.